AUGUCGUCGGCGGGAGUGUUGGGUGCCGGCCUGGCAAACCUCGGUAGUUGUCACACAAGGCGGUUUUGGGUGCCACCGCGACACCCGGGGGUGGAGCGUUUCUUUCAGAACGGGCGACACUCUGUGGCUGUGGCUGGAGGCCGUCGUCUGGUUGCAGAGAGAGCCCUGGCUCCUCCGCGAUCCAUCGAGGUUCGGCCUGGGCUCCGUCGCCUUGUUCGGGACUUCGUGGGGAAAAUGUCUGUGUCUUCCUGGGUGGACCCAGGUUCCUUUUUUGGAGGCUUUUGCCUGUUCCCUUUGGAUGAGGGAUACCUCAAGGACCACAUUGUGUCCUCUUCAGUCAUCUCCAUCGAAGUCCUUAUCUCCAACUACAUCACACUAGUGGUAAAUCAGGUCUUUAGUCCAAGAAUAUGGGCUGGCAGCAGCAGCAGCAUUACUGUCAUUAUCACCAUUAUUUUCAUCUUUUCCCUCGUUAUCUUCUUCAUCAUCACCAGCAUCGCUGUCGCCAUCAUUAUCAUCCUCAUUACCAACAUCAGUGUCACCAUCAUCAUCAUCUUCAUCUCCACAGUCAUCACCAUCUUUACCACCACUGUCAUUGUCACCAUUGUCAUUAUCAUAACUGUUGCUACUACCAUAACCAUGGAAAUUCUAAGCAAGGUGAAUCCCUACGUGAGGGCAUCUGUAACAGUCUUGGCUUCUCUUCCCAAACAGACGAAGCUCAUGGAAGCUUUGGAACUUGUGAGAAAGGAGGCGGAGGAGGCUCUGACCCAGGAGGCCAACGUGAGCAAAAAGAUUGUCAUUUGGAAGGAGAAGGUGGAAAUGCAGAGACAGAGCUUCAGGCUGGAGUUUGAGAAGCAUCGUGGAUUUCUGGCCCAUGAGGAGCAGCUACAGCUGAGGCGGCUGGAGGAGGAGGAGCGAGCCACCCUGCAGAGACUGAGGGACCACAAGAACCAUCUGGUGCAUCAGAACAAGGCCCUGAAAGAGCUGGCCAAGGAGCUGGAGGAGAGGAGCCAGCAGCCAGCCCUGGGGCUGCUGGAGGGGGUCAGAGGAGCCUUGACUAGAAGCCAGGCUGUUAUGAGGCUGGAGCUAGAGGCCAUCCCCGUGGAACUGAAGACUGUGUGCCGCAUCCCUAGGAUGAGGGAGAUGCUGAGGAAAUUCCAAGUGGACGUGAAGCUGGACCCCACCACCGCGCAUCCCAGCCUCCUGCUGACCGCGGACCUGCACUUGGUGCAGGACGGGGAGCUGUGGAAGGACGUGCCCGGGAACCCCGAGCGCUUCGACACGUGGCCGUGCGUCCUGGGGCUGCAGGGCUUCUCGUCGGGGCGGCACUACUGGGAGGUAGCGGUGGGGCGGCGGGCCGAGUGGGGGCUCGGGGUGUGCUGGGACUCGGUGCGGAGGAAGGGCGAGACCACACCGGCCCCGGAGGAUGGCGUCUGGGCCAUGUGGCUGCUCAGGGGCGCCGACUACAUGGUGCUGUGCUCGCCGUCCGCGCCCGCGCUGUAGCACGACAGGCAGCGCCGCGUCGGCUUCUUCGUGGACGACCAGGCGGGCGAGAUCUCGCUCUACGACGUCACCGCCGGGUGCUGCAUCUACACUUUCCGCCAGCUCUUCGAGGGCGUUCUCCGGCCCUACUUCUUCGUCUGCGACACGACCCCGCUCACCCUGCCACCCGUGACGGACGCGGCCCCCGGGAACCCGGCCGGGGACCAGGAGCCCUAG
Messenger RNA from Nannospalax galili (Upper Galilee mountains blind mole rat), 1716 nucleotides. RefSeq names its product E3 ubiquitin-protein ligase TRIM58. The record is from RefSeq and is a predicted model, not a curated record. Gene Ontology annotation, molecular function: protein binding. The transcript has 10 exons. Lineage: Eukaryota; Metazoa; Chordata; Mammalia; Rodentia; Spalacidae.